Cyprinodon tularosa is the source of this 2743-nucleotide messenger RNA. RefSeq names its product protein APCDD1-like. The record is from RefSeq and is a predicted model, not a curated record. The coding region runs from base 297 to 1814 and encodes 505 amino acids. The transcript is spliced from 5 exons. Gene Ontology annotation, molecular function: Wnt-protein binding. Lineage: Eukaryota; Metazoa; Chordata; Actinopteri; Cyprinodontiformes; Cyprinodontidae. Gene Ontology annotation, cellular component: plasma membrane. Gene Ontology annotation, biological process: negative regulation of Wnt signaling pathway.
UACUCACUUUUUAAACACUCCUUCAAGGCGCAGGACGCAUGAAGCACACGUCAAAGGGAACCGAGCUGCCUCAUUGAAACGCUGAUCUUUUGGAGCCACCUUUCAUUUUUUAUGCGCGCAUGUAUUUUCCUUGAAUGAUCUCAUUUUGCAGAAUCGGAGGUGCGCUUUCUGCCAUGAUGCUCGGAAUUUGCGGGAGUUGUUGUCUCCAAACUCUGGAUUAAAACUGGGAUUUCUGUAGGAAAAACUAAAGAGGAAACAGAACAAACCUGUCUGUUGGGAAGCUGCGAAGGAGCGAAAUGGAGCUGAUUUCUGCACUGAUUCUUGUUGCGUUUUUAGUUUGGGCUGACGGUUCAACUCUGCAUCCCCCAAGUCAUCGCUCCUUGAAGAAAACCUACAGUCCGUCUUCUAAAGGCUCACUGUGUAACCACAUGCUGAGGCAUCUUCACAAUGGGGCCCGGAUCACCGUGCAGAUGCCUCCAAACAUAGAGGGCCACUGGGUGUCCACCAGUUGUGAGGUGAGGCCUGGUCCAGAGUUUCUAACUCGCUCCUACAGGUUUUACCCCAACAAUACCUUCCAGGCUCACCAGUUUUACUACGAGGACAACCACUGCACCAAACCUACCUACACGCUGGUUAUUCAUGGUCGACUGCGCCUGCGUCAGACCUCCUGGAUAGUCCGCGGAGGCACGGAGGCAGACUACCAACUCCACCAGGUCCAGACAGUGCUUCACACAGCCGCUAAGGCCAAAGAGCUGAGCCAGAGACUAAACCGCAGUUGCCGAGGGGCUAUGAAAGGCCCCUGGGUGCCCGACGUGAUGUACGAGCUGUGGAACGAAGAGGGAGGCUACGACUGCUCUAGAGAGCUUAACUUUACCAUGCAUGAGCUGCAGCUGCUACGAGUGGAGAAGCAGUACCUGCAUCACAACCUGGAUCACCUGGUGGAAGAACUGUUUCUGGGAGACAUCCACACUGAGCCCACGCAGCGGCUCUACUACAAACCCUCCAGCUACCAGAUCCCCCUGCAGAACGCCAAGAACCACGACCAUAGCUGCAUCAUCUGUCGGAUCAUCUACCGCUCGGACGAGUUCCACCCUCCCAUCCUGCCGCCACGAGCUGACCUGACCGUGGGCCUGUACGGUCAGUGGGUGAGCCAGCGCUGCGAAGUGCGGCCAGAGGUCCUCUUUCUCACGCGCCACUUCGUCUUCUACGACAACAACCACACCUGGGAGGGGCACUACUACCACUACUCUGACCCUGCCUGCAAACACCCCUCCUUCACCAUCUUCGCCCAGGGCCGCUACAGCCGAGGCCUGCCCUCCACCCGAGUGAUGGGAGGGACAGAAUUUGUCUUUAAAGUGAACCACAUGACUGUGACGCCGAUGGAUCUGUCCACUACCUCCCUCCUUAACGUCUUCAAAGGCGAUGAGUGCGGCGUUCAGGGCUCAUGGCAGGUCGGGGUCAAACAGGACGUCACUGUGACCAACGGCUGCAUGGCGCUGGGCAUCCGGCUUCCCCACACAGAGUACGAGCUCUUCCGCAUGGAGCAGGACGUCCACGGCCAGUACCUGCUCUACAACGGCCAGCGCCCCAGCGACGGCACCAGCCCGGACCGCCCGGAGAAGCGAGCCAGCUCCUACCAAAUGCCCCUGGUCCAGUGUUCGUCCAGUAGCCAGCGGCACGAUCGCAGCAGAGAGGAAGACAAUGUGGAAGAGGGUCUGCUGAAUCAUAAUGAUGCCUUCAGAUGGCAUGGAGGCUGCAGCAAAUGCAUCACUGUACUGCUCAUCACAACUCUGCUGCAACUUUGUCAAAGUUAGACAGCAAACAGUGAGGGUUAACAAAAACCCUCCAGAACUAAAGCUUAAAAACUUUAUGUUUGGAUGUAAAAGAGGGUAAGAACUAAAUUUCUCUCUAUCUACCAAAGACUUGGCACUGCUGCACCGUGGGACCUCCACUUUAGAGUGGAACCACUAGGGUCUGGGUCCACGACUAGAUUAAAACUCUCUUUAUACCCAACAUGUAUCACAUUAUGGGUUCUUACAGAAAAAGGAACAGCUGGACGUGUUGAAAGACUUUCCUGGAAACGUCUUAGGAGAAAAGCUCCAGAGCUACUGUUGACUGUAAAAAGUGAGCUGCAGCACUUUUUAUAGGUGUAUCUUAAUAGAUUAGAAAAUCUAAAAAGGUUAUUUUGUUUUAGUGAUUCAAUUCAAACACUGAAACGGAUAUUAUACAGAUUAAUUAUACACUGAGCAGAAUAUUUCCAACAUUUAUCUUUUCAUGUAUGGGCUUAAGGUUUAUGGCUGACAGAGAACCUACAGUUUGGUCUUUCAGAAAGUUCGAUUUUGGAUUAUAUGUAUUACCGGUGUCUUGAUUUUUGUGUUUUUGUUCAUUUAAUACCUUUAUUUUACAAGGAGGUGACUUGCUCAUUUUGGACAACUAAAGAAACAGGACUAAAACACAACUGCAGUUGGAAAACUACAACAAAUGUAAGGAAAGAGUGAUACAUAGUGGGCCUCUCUUAUCUGUGGCCAAAAAGACCACAUUGCACCUCCUGGACCCAGUGUUUGACAUCAUUGAGGAAGCUCUCCUCAAACACACCAGAGUAGGCCUUAACAGGGAUGAGAAGAGCGAUCCCUUAAAAACUGUCUGCCACUCACACUGUGUUGUCCUGAUCCUCGAUGUGGCAAUGGAGACGCAUUUCAACCAUGACGAAACAACAACGCCCAGAACCUUCAUCAUCUAAAAA